AUGAGUGGAUUCAAACGAGAUCCCGUCUUAGAGACAAGUGUUGAAUUUAUUUGUGCGGCAAAAGCGAACUCCAGCUUCUACUCACGGCAGGCACUGCAUCAACAAAGAUUCAAUUUGCUCCGAACCGCUCCGAACGCCAGUAUUUUAUCACCCGCCAAUGACCGAAUUCCUUUUCACCUAGUCCUCAUGGGUAGAGAUGGUUUAAAUGCGCUAUCAAUUGAACAACUUAGUACGUUAAUUGGCUUUUCUGCGCUGGGAAGUAGUGAAAAAGGAAUGCUUUGUCAUUUAGCGAUCCCAUUACCUCUGCACGACAGUCCGCUAACAUUUCAUCUGAUUCGUCUAGAACGAGAAGAUCGUCAACUGACCUGUAUGGCUUUCUUUGAAACUGCACUAUUUGUCUACCAAGCUGCAGCUGCACUCGCUCACUUUGAACCAAGAAUUAGUCCUAGGCAGCCUGCUCACUUUUGCAUAAGCAAAUUCGGCCUUUCUAUCGCAGCUGAAUCAGCUGAAACGGGCUUGCCGCCUAUUUUGCCAGGGCAGCCACUGGCUGAGGUAGAACGCCUCCUGGCGCCAACACUAGCUCGGAUUGAGACAUUAGCCUUAUGCGGAUCACUCGGUCCUGGGGAGACUUGCUUCACAGAAAGGGAUAAACAAAAAGUAAGCUAUUAUAUCCUAUAUUUUUUUAUUAAUAGACAUUGUCAUUAUCUUAUCUUGAUGAUCAUGUUAGAGCAUGCGUAUUAUCUUUUCGACCAAUCUCAUUAUCAUGGAGAAAAAAUCUAG
Messenger RNA from Protopolystoma xenopodis, 780 nucleotides. NCBI's taxonomy places the organism in Eukaryota, Metazoa, Platyhelminthes, Monogenea, Polystomatidea, Polystomatidae. The record is from the annotation of a GenBank genome assembly.